Tripterygium wilfordii is the source of this 1920-nucleotide messenger RNA. RefSeq names its product putative cyclin-A3-1. Lineage: Eukaryota; Viridiplantae; Streptophyta; Magnoliopsida; Celastrales; Celastraceae. The transcript has 8 exons. Gene Ontology annotation, cellular component: cyclin-dependent protein kinase holoenzyme complex; nucleus; cytoplasm. Gene Ontology annotation, molecular function: cyclin-dependent protein serine/threonine kinase regulator activity. Gene Ontology annotation, biological process: mitotic cell cycle phase transition; regulation of cyclin-dependent protein serine/threonine kinase activity. The coding region runs from base 340 to 1455 and encodes 371 amino acids. The record is from RefSeq and is a predicted model, not a curated record.
AAAGAGCCCGCGCCGUCCGAACUAAAAUCAGACCCGGGAAUGCUUAUACCAAAAUCCAAAUCCCUAAAAUUUUUAAAUCUACUCAAGCCCUAGAACCCCUCAAAUUGGGAAAAAAUUUUGAGUUUCAAGAGAGCCCUAAAACCAGAGCCACAGAGCGCCAACAUCUUUUGUUUUCGAAUUGCAAAAAAUGGCGCUUCACUUGUAUAUCCUUCUUUGCUAUCCCUCUCUCUUCAUUUCCUACAAAGCCACUCGCUCCAACUCGUCUCUCCUUCAUCGUUCUUCUCUCUCGAUCUAUUCUAGCCCAGUGAGAGUGAGUAGAGAGAGAAGGAUUAGUUUUCCAUGGCUGACCAGGAGAAUGUGCGCAUCACUCGGGCGGCCAAGAGGAGAGCGGCGGGGAACACGGAGGAUAUGCCGGUGCCCAAGAAAAGGGUGGUGUUGGGGGAGUUGCCGAACGUGUCGAACGUUGUCGUUUCGGUGAAUCCCAGUUUGGGGAAUGAGCCACAGAAAAGGAAAUCUAGGGCAAAAACCAAGGCAAAGAAGGCUUUGGUGAGUACGACGGCGAAGUCAACGACGGAGGAUGUUGCUGAGAAGGUUGAUAUCGAUGGCGAGUCCCAUGAUCCUCAGAUGUGCGCGCCUUAUGCGACGGACAUAUAUGACUAUCUACAUAAGAUGGAGGUGGAAUCAAAGAGAAGACCACUACCUGAUUACAUUGAGAAAGUGCAAAAAGAUGUUACACCCAAUAUGAGAGGAGUUCUGGUGGAUUGGUUAGUGGAGGUUGCAGAGGAAUACAAGCUUCUCUCAGAUACUCUGUAUCUUACCAUUACUUAUAUUGAUAGAUUCCUAUCCUCUAAUGUCCUCAACAGACAGAAGCUUCAGUUGCUGGGUGUUUCCUCAAUGCUUAUUGCGUCUAGAAAAUAUGAAGAAAUCAGCCCUCCAAGUGUGGAAGAGUUUUGCUAUAUUACAGAUAAUACUUACACUAAGGAUGAGGUGGUAAAGAUGGAGGCUGAUAUACUUAAGUCCUUAAAGUUCGAAAUGGGUAAUCCUACUAUCAAGACAUUUCUAAGGAAAUUCACCAAGAUUGCACAAGAGGAUAACAAAAAUUUAAACUUGCAACUUGAGUUCCUGGGCUACUACCUUGCUGAGUUAAGCUUGCUAGACUACAACUGCGUAAAAUUUUUGCCUUCUUUAGUGGCUGCCUCAGUUAUUUUUCUGGCCAGAUUCAUGAUGCAACCUAAGGUGUAUCCUUGGAACUCGAUGCUGCAAAAAUACUCAGGUUAUAGGACAGCUGAUUUGAAGGAAUGUGUCCUCAUAAUACACGACUUGUAUCUGAGUAGACGUGGAGGAGGAUUACAAGCUGUAAGAGAAAAGUACAAGCAACAUAAGUUCAAAUGCGUGGCAACCAUUCCUUCUCCUCCAGAAAUACCAGCUCCCUUUUUCGAAGAUUUGAAGGACUGAGAGUUUUGGUAGACUUGUGAGCUAGUGUUAUUCCAAACAAGUGGGCUUUCUCCUUGUUUAAGGGCUUGAAUUUGAAGUAUUCUAACACCCAGAAAUUGGUGUUAGCUGGGCCUGUAGACCUUGAUAGGCUCUUAGAUCUGGGUUAAUUCCCAGGAGCUGUGGUGGAGCUUCUCAUAUUAAUUCAAGUGAUCUGAUGCUGGGAGACCUGGUCUACGGUGAGCGGCACUGCUAAAGCACAGCUUUUAAUCGUGACAUAAAUAAUUCUUUUCAUGGGUAGAACAUUUGUAAUUUCUUGGUGGAAGUUUGUAGAUUAGGUUUACAGAUAAGUUUUGUGAGCUACGUUUUAUUUGUAAGGGAAAUAUUUAUUUUCCUCAUUUGGCUUCAUGAAUUGGAAUGAUGUAAAACCCUGAUACUCGAAAGGAUUGAUUACAAUAUUUGAAAAUCUACUGGAUUUCUGUUAAAGCA